AUGCUAAACGUUUGUUUCUACAUAGAGACGCUACGCUCUGCUGUUUGUGGCCUCCCACCAGACUCGACCGACUGCCCCCGCUCCACCAACAAGCUGAUUAAUGAAAAUGUCAAAGUAGGAAUGCUGUUUGCUUCCAAGGCCACCGUGCAGCUGAUUACCAACCCGUUUGUAGGGCCGAUCACAAACAGGAUAGGAUACCAGCUCCCCAUAUUUGUUGGCUUCUGUAUAAUGUUCAUCUCUACUAUCAUGUUUGCCUUCUCAUCGAGCUACGCUCUGCUGUUUGUGGCCAGAUCGCUUCAAGGCGUGGGCUCGUCCUGCUCAUCUGUGGCGGGGAUGGGAAUGCUCGCCAGUGUGUACACGGAUGAUGAGGAGAGAGGUCAUGCCAUUGGCAUUGCCUUGGGAGGUUUGGCAUUAGGAGUGCUAGUUGGACCCCCCUUUGGCAGUGUGAUGUAUGAGUUUGUUGGGAAAACAGCUCCUUUCCUUAUUUUGGCAUUCCUGGCUCUGUUUGAUGGAGCUCUGCAGCUUUUUAUUCUUCAGCCCACCAAGGUGACACCAGAGAGUCAGAAGGGAACCCCACUGCUGACACUGAUGAAGGAUCCAUAUAUAAUAAUAGCAGCAGGUGCCAUUUGUUUUGGAAAUAUGGCUAUUGGCAUGAUGGAGCCAACCGUGCCAAUCUGGAUGAUGGAGACCAUGUGUGCCAGGAAAUGGCAGCUAGGUAUUUACACAGCUCUGCACACAAAGACACACGUUUACGGAGUAAAACUGACUACUUCUUGUCUCCCUUACAGAUGGCUUUGUGCUCUUAUUGGAAUGGUUGUGGUUGGGAUCAGUGUAAUAUGUGUUCCCUUUGCUAGAGACAUCUAUGGUCUGAUUCUUCCUAACUUUGGUGUUGGUUUUGCCAUUGGAUCGUACUCUACUCAGGGGGCAUACUACCAGGGUGAAGACAUGGAUCCAGAAUAUGACGAUUAUGAUUAACAGGACCCAGCCAUGCAGGGUAACCCUUCAGAGGAUCUAUUUUGUUGUACAAAAAGAAGGAAUAGAAGAAAAUCACAGCAAAUGAAACGAAACAGCCAAGACAUUUCCACGUGAAUGUCCUGCAUUCAAUCGUCAGUGUUCACUGUCUUCUUAGCAGUUGUACUGGAGCAAACCAAAGUUGUCCUUUAUCUGUGGUCUACAGCGCAUUGUGUUGCACGUAUUUUGUUUAGCCAACAGCCUUAUUAAUGGGAGCAAAACACCUUUUAGGUGCAGUUUGCUGAGCUGUCUUUAUCCAUGUACUGGACAUUCAGUUUGAACAUAACAGCCCUGAGUAUUAGUGUCAGAUUUAGGUGUGUAACCAUUAAAAAUGGGGAUUUGUGCGAUAAGUCGAGUUUGUCAAAAUCCAGGAGGAUUUGUCGGACGAUUUCUUUUGAUAUUUCCAUGAAAGGCCUCCCCCGCACCGCUGCUGUAGAUGACCUGUGUCAGGAAGUUAACACACUUAGAUGAGGAAUGUCUUCUUAAACACAUUAUCAUGUUUGUCCUUCUAGCAGGAACAGAGACUGUAUGUUGUUAGAAUCUCUGAAACCUUCAAUGAUGAAAGUCAAUUAGAAUAAAGUCCAGAUGACACCAGUGCUACCAGGAUACACCACAGCUUAGUCACACGCACACUUUAGCACAACAGCAUCGGUGUUCCUGAAGAUGCUUUAUGUGAAUCUUUCGUGCCCCAGCCUCCCCGUCUUGGGGCUCUGGUCUGCAAUGGUCGGCUUACUAAUAGAAAUAAACAUGUUACAAAAAAGUCUUUACAACUAUUUUUCUCAUUCACAACAAAUG
This is a messenger RNA of Neolamprologus brichardi, 1806 nucleotides long. Lineage: Eukaryota; Metazoa; Chordata; Actinopteri; Cichliformes; Cichlidae. The record is from RefSeq and is a predicted model, not a curated record.